AUGAGAUCCUCGUUGUUGCCCCGUUCGGUGAGACGCAAUUGCCUGCGUCCUGCGACAUUUACUACUGCUCGAAGCUAUGCUAUACAGGCCCCGGGAGCUCCCACCUUGGAAGUCUUCAAUCGACAUACAAAGUGGUUACAACGGGACAAAAGCGCAUCUAAUGUUGAGGAAAGCCGAAGUGUUGACUAUAUAAGAGACGAAGUGGCAUCGCGUUUAUGUGAGAGACUACUUGACAUCAAUCGCAACUUCCCACAUGUACUCGACUUUGGUGCAAAUGCUUGCAACAUCGCGCGUACUCUCACGCUGCCGGGUAUCGACAUAGACUCGACAGCCCCAGUUUCUGCGCCACUUAAGACUCGUAUUGGUAAAUUGACAGCCGCGGAUUCGUCCCCAUCUAUGCUCUAUCGAGACGAGGACCUGCCUUUCAACAACGAAAUUGAUAUCAUUAGAGAUGUGUUGAAGACUGAGGAAACACUGCCGUAUGGUGCUGAAACAUUCGAUGCUGUGCUGAGCAGUCUGUCGUUACAUUGGAUCAACGAUCUCCCAAACCUUCUCCGGCAGAUCAACCUUAUUCUGAAACCUGACGCUCCUUUCAUGGGGGUCAUGCUUGGUGGCGAUUCGUUGUUCGAGCUGCGCACAUCACUGCAGCUCGCAGAGCUUGACACACGAGGAGGUGUAGGCUCGCAUACCUCUCCUCUUGCAGACGUUCGUGAUAUCGGCGGACUUCUACAAGGAGCAGGAUUUAAGCUCUUGACUGUAGACGUGGACGACAUUGUUGUGGACUAUCCAUCUAGCUUUGCUCUAAUGAAGGAUUUGCAAGCCAUGGGAGAGUCUAAUGCAGUGGUGUCACGAGAGAUGGGAGCGAUUCGAAGAGAUACUUUGAUGGCGGCGGAAGCUAUAUACAAAGAGAUGCAUGGCAACGAGGACGGAAGCAUUCCUGCAACCUUUAGACUAAUUUACAUGAUCGGGUGGAAACCUGGCCCAAAUCAACAGGAACCUCUCGAGCGAGGCAGUGGGAUGGUUAGUAUCAAGGACAUUCUCGAAGGCCAAAACAAAACGCCAUGA
Messenger RNA from Pseudovirgaria hyperparasitica, 1065 nucleotides. Its product is annotated as methyltransferase domain-containing protein. The record is from RefSeq and is a predicted model, not a curated record. Gene Ontology annotation, cellular component: mitochondrion. The transcript has 2 exons. Gene Ontology annotation, biological process: mitochondrial respiratory chain complex I assembly. Lineage: Eukaryota; Fungi; Ascomycota; Dothideomycetes; Acrospermales; Acrospermaceae. Bases 1 to 1065 code for a protein of 354 amino acids.